AUGGGGAUCGACUCGCGGCACCGGUUCAUUUGCGCGAAGGUUGCCGAGGUGUACGGGAUCCCCAACGUGGCGGUCGUUGAGAAGCUCGUACAGAACAACCUCGAGCACGUGACUUCGCUGUUCCAGAAGGAUGGCGUCCCGUGCGUGGCGUUCUCGUACGAGGCGCAGGAGGCGCAGGACGCGGCGGGGGAGUGGGCCAAGACGGAGAAGCCGCAGGUCCGGCUGGGCAUCCCCGCCGCGAGCCGCACGGAGCACCCCGUGGUCUACUUCGUGCGGUGCAACCCGAAGGGCGUGUCGGAGAAGUCGGUGGACGCGGACCUGUCGGUGUCGGUGACGACGGGCGAGGCGCUGGCCAACUUCCGCGCGCUGGUGGAGGAGCUGUUCGUGCCGGUGCUGCAGGAGCAGGCCGGGUGGGGCAAGAGCGCGCCGCAGGACGUGGCGGAGUUCCUGGGCCUGGCCAAGAAGUUUGGCGCGGUGCUGCGCGAGGCGUACGGGUCGCUGCAGAGCGGCAUCGAGCUGGCGCAGCCGGACGCGAAGAUGGUGGCGGACAUCGAGGUGAAGCCGUACGCGUUCAACAAGGCGGCGGAGGACCCGGCGGUGGUGCAGCACAUGGAGGGGGUGCUGGAGGGGUGGUGCGCGCAGGUGGAGGCGCUGCUGGACGACGAGUCGCGCGCGGACCGCGACGACGACGGGCCGGACGCGGAGCUGGAGUACUGGCGGUCGCGCGUGGCCAAGCUGAACAGCAUCACGGAGCAGCUGAAGAGCAAGGAGUGCCGCGUGGUGCUGGGGGUGUGCAUGGCGGCGCGCUCCAAGGCGCACCGGCACUGGAAGAUGAUCGACCUGCGCAUCACGGACGUGUCGAACGAGGCGAAGGACAACGUCAAGUACCUCCUCACGCUGGAGAAGUCGCUCGAGGCCAUGUACAACGGGGCGCCGCAGAACGUGAUUGACGCCAUGCCGACGCUGAUGAACAACGUCAAGAUGAUGCACACCAUCGCGCGGUACUACUCGACGCCGGAGCGCAUGACGAGCCUCCUGUGCAAGAUCACCUCGCAGCUCAUCACCAACUGCAAGCACCACCUCCUCGAGAAGGGCCGCGUGUGGGACCAGAACUACUCGGAGUUCCUCGAGCGCCUGCGCGUGUGCAUGCGCGUGCGGCAGUCGUACCAGGAGCAGUACUACGCGACCAAGGAGCGCGCGAUGCAGCAGUCCCGCGGCCGCGUGUUCGAGUUCGACGAGCAGAAGAUCUUCAACCGGUUCGACCUGUUCUGCAAGCGCGUGUCGAAGCUCAUCAGCAUGUUCACGACGGUGUCGCAGUUCGGGUCGCUCGCGCAGCACACGCACAUCGAGGGCCUCGGCGCCGUGAUCAAGCGCUUCGCGGAGAUCGCGGACGACAUGCGCCGCAAGCCGUACGACCUGCUGGACUACCUCGACAGCAAGUUCGACCGCGACCUGAUGGACUUCGACGUGCAGAUCCACGACCUCGAGACGCAGCUGCAGGCGUUCAUCAACUCGGCGUUCGAGAACAUCUCGUCGACCGAGCAGGCGCUCAACCUGCUGGCGCAGUUCGAGACGAUCCUGCAGCGCGACACGCUCAAGGCCGACCUGCAGGACAAGUACAUGGUCAUCUUCCACAACUACGGGUUCGACCUGGAGGCCGUGCAGGGCGUGUACGAGCGCCACAAGAGCUCCCCGCCGCUGCCGCGCAACGCGCCGCCCAUCGCCGGGAGCAUCAUGUGGGCGCGCCAGCUGCUGCGCCGCAUCGAGGAGCCCAUGCGGCGGUUCUCCACGAACCAGUCCAUCAUGGCGUCGCGCGAGGCGAAGAAGAUCGUCCGGAUGUACAACCGCGUGGCCCAGGCGCUGAUCAAGUUCGAGAUGCUCUGGGUCAAGUACUUCCUGGCCAAGAUCGACCGCGACAAGGCCGGGCUGAACGCGACGCUGCUCGUGCGGCACCCGGAGACGGGCCGCCUGCUGGUCAACUUCGACCGCGACAUUUUGCAGCUGAUGCGCGAGGCCAAGUACCUGCAGCGCAUGGGCAUCGAGAUCCCGGAGUCGGCGAAGAUGGUGCUGCUGCAGGAGGAGAAGUUCAAGUCGUACUACAACCAGCUGACGCACGUGCUGUCGGAGUACGAGCGCGUCGAGCGCGCGAUCCCCGCGGUGCUGAAGCCCAUCAUGGCGCCGCACAUCAUGGACCUGGAGCAGAAGAUCCAGCCGGGGCUCUACAUCCUGACGUGGACGUCGAUGAACAUCGACGCGUUCCUGUACAAGAUCCUCGACCGCAUGGGGAGCCUCGAGGAGCUCGUGCGCAAGGUCACGGACAUGCUGGACAACCGCGUGGAGGCCAACCUGAAGAAGCUCAGCCGCGCGAAGAUGGUCUCGAUGCCCACGGACCAGACGGUGACGUUCGAGGACUUCAUGCUCACGCAGUCCAAGUUCAUCAAGCGCAAGCUGGAGACCAUGAUCAUCCGCAACGGCGAGGUGCAGCGCGCGCUGGAGGACAUCGUGCAGGCGCUCGAGGACUACCCGCGCAACAACACGUCCAUGCGCAUCAUGCAGGCCGACGUGGACGAGCUCUGGCGCCACUACUCCCGCCUGAUGUACCAGGCCAUCCUGAAGUGCAUCAAGGCCUCCUUCCGGUCGAUGAAGGAGCGCCUGGGGUCGAGCAGCGGCGCCAUGGGCUUCCUGUUCGUGGAGCGGCCCUUCUUCGACGUCGACGUGGAGCUGUCGGUGCCCAACAUUACGCUCAACCCCACGCUCGAGUCGAUCCAGCACGCCAUCAACACCACGGCCAAGCGCAUCAUCGGCGCGGCCACGGAGCUGUCGGCGUGGGGGCCCGACCACCGCCCGGGCGACAGCUUCUUCAGCAAGCUCGCCGCGGACAAGGAGGUGGUCGUGUCGAUCCUGCUCCUCACGGGCAGCAUCGAGGGCCUGAAGAAGUCGGUGGUGGAGUACCUGGAGCAGUUCGACAAGUUCUCCUUCCUCUGGCGCAUGGACAUGCAGGCCGAGUACGACAACUUCAUGAAGACGGAGCCCGAGCUCGAGGACCUCGAGGUCGAGCUCAAGAAGUACGACGACAUCGAGCAGCAGAUCUCCUCGCUGCCGCCCGUGCACAACAUCGGGUGCCUGUCGAUCGAGACGCGGCCGCUGAAGAGCUCGCUCAAGGCCGAGGCCGCGGCGUGGAAGGCCAAGUUCUCGCAGAACCUGCACCAGCAGGGCAAGGAGCAGCUCGACGCGUUCACCGAGUACGUGCGCGACACGUCCAAGCAGCUCGAGUCGUACAACCGCAAGAUCGAGUCGCUGGACCUGGACGACGUGCGCAACCUGAUGUACACGCUCGCGGAGGUCCGGGAGAAGGAGGCGGACAUCGACAACGUCAUCAUGCCCGUCGAGGACAUGUACAACCUGCUGAUGCGCUUCGCCGUGCGCGUGCCCAAGGACGAGGCCGACCGCGUGUCCGACAUGCGGUACGGCUGGGAGAAGCUGCGCAAGCUCACGGCGGACAUCAACGAGAAGCUCACCAAGCAGCAGGCCGGCCUGAAGCGCGACCUCAUCGCGCAGGUCCGCGCCUUCCUGGUCGACGUGGCCGAGUUCCGCAAGUCGUGGGACCGCGAGGGGCCCAUGGUCCCGGGGCUGGAGCCGAUGGAGGCCAACUCGAAGCUGCAGCAGUUCAAGCCGGUGUUCGAGGCCAAGCGCACCAAGUGGCACCGCUACGAGGCUGGCGAGGAGCUGUUCGGGCUGCCGGUGACGCAGUACCCGGAGCUGGAGAAGACGGAGAAGGAGCUGCAGAACCUGGACAAGCUGUACGGGCUGUACGUGGACGUGGUGCAGACCGUCGAGGGCUUCUCGGGCAUGCUGUGGGUCGAGGUGGUGGAGCAGCUGCAGGUCAUGAUGGACAAGGUCAACUCGUUCCAGGCGCGCGUGAAGAAGCUGCCCAAGGCGCUGCGCGAGUGGCCCGCGUACAACGACUGCCGCAAGGCCAUCGACGACUUCCAGACGGUGGUGCCGCUCCUGGAGAUGUUCGCGGCCAAGGCGGUGCGCCCGCGGCACUGGCAGGAGCUGCAAACGGUGACGGGGCACACGCUGGACCUCGCGGAGGACCAGUUCCGGCUCGGGCAGCUGCUGGCGUGCAACCUGCUGGAGCACCAGGAGGAGCUGGAGGACCUGGCGAUGGGCGCGGUGAAGGAGGAGCAGAUCGAGCUCAAGCUGGCGAAGAUCGAGGAGGAGUGGAACGACAUGGUGCUGGUGUUCGCGGACUACCGCAACCGCGGGCCGGUGAUCCUGAAGGGCGGCGAGACGGCCGAGAUGAUCGAGAAGCUCGAGGACACGCAGAUGCAGCUGGGGAGCAUGGCCACCAACCGGUUCUCGGCGCCGUUCCGCGACGACGUGCAGUCGUGGGUGCUGAAGCUGUCGACGGUGUUCGAGGUGAUCGAGCAGUGGCUGGGCGUGCAGAACAUGUGGCAGAGCCUCGAGGUGGUGUUCAGCGGCGGCGACAUCGUCAAGCAGCUCCCGCAGGAGGCCAAGCGCUUCCAGAACAUCGACAAGAACUACAUGAAGGUCAUCACGUCCGCGCAGGAGAUCCAGAGCAUCGUGCAGACCUGCUACGGCAACGAGCUCAUGAAGAGCCUCCUCCCGCACCUGUCGGAGCAGCUCGAGCUGUGCCAGAAGUCGCUCUCGGCGUACCUCGAGGCCAAGCGCGCCGAGUUCCCGCGCUUCUACUUCGUGUCGGACACGACGCUGCUGCAGAUCCUGUCGGUCGGGUCGGACCCGGAGAAGGUGCAGCCGCACUUCCAGUCGGGCCUGUUCGACUCGCUGUCGCACGUGUCGUUCGACAAGAAGGACAAGUCGAAGAUCGUCGACAUGGCGUCGCGGCAGGGCGAGGUCGUGCCGAUGGACGCGCCCGUGGACACGUCGGGCAACAUCGAGGUGUGGCUGCAGCGCCUGGUGGACGGGAUGAAGGAGACGGUGAAGCAGGUCAUCAAGCGCGCCGUGCGCGAGGUCGACGAGCAGGGCCUGGACGAGUUCAUCUUCUCGCACCCCGCGCAGGUGUCCCUCCUGGGCAUCCAGCUGCAGUGGACCACGGACAUGCAGAACGGCCUCAGCGCGGCGCGCGCGGACAAGAAGAUCAUGUCGAACGUGACGAAGAAGACGGACGGCAUCCUGCGCGAGAUGGUGGAGCUGACGGUGACCAAGCCCAACCUGACGGCGAUGGAGCGCACCAACCUGGAGACGUGCAUCACCGUGCACGUGCACCAGCGCGACGUGUCGGACGAGCUCCUGCGCAAGCGCGUGCGCGACCCCACGGACUUCGAGUGGCUCAAGCAGUGCCGCUUCUACUGGAACGCGGACAAGGACACGGUCAUCAUCUCCAUCACCGACGUCGACUUCGAGUACUCGUACGAGUACCUGGGCGUCAAGGAGCGCCUCGUGAUCACGCCGCUGACGGACAUCUGCUACAUCACGCUCGCGCAGGCCCUCGGCAUGUGCCUCGGCGGCGCGCCCGCGGGCCCCGCCGGCACGGGCAAGACGGAGACCACCAAGGACAUGGGCAACACGCUCGGCAAGUACGUCGUGGUGUUCAACUGCUCGGACCAGUUCGACUUCCGGUACUGCGGCAAGAUCUACAAGGGCCUCGCGCAGUCGGGCCUGUGGGGGUGCUUCGACGAGUUCAACCGCAUCAACCUGGACGUGCUGUCGGUGUGCGCGCAGCAGGUGUUCUGCGUCCUGUCGGCCAUCCGCGAGCGCAAGCGCGAGUUCCUGUUCACGGACGGGUGCACGGUCCCGCUGGACCCGCGCGUGGGGUACUUCAUCACCAUGAACCCCGGGUACGCCGGCCGCCAGGAGCUGCCGGAGAACCUCAAGUCGCUCUUCCGCGGCGUGACGAUGAUGGUGCCCAACCGGCAGAUCAUCAUGAAGGUCAAGCUCGCGUCGUGCGGGUACCAGGAGAACGACAUCCUCGCCAAGAAGUUCUUCGUCCUCUACGGGCUCUGCGAGCAGCAGCUCUCCAAGCAGCGCCACUACGACUUCGGCCUGCGCAACAUCCUGUCGGUCCUGCGCACGGCGGGCGCGUCCAAGCGCACCAACCCGGACAAGUCGGAGGUGUACCUGAUGAUGCGCACGCUGCGCGACAUGAACAUGUCCAAGUUCGUGGCCGAGGACGUCCCGCUCUUCCUCUCGCUCAUCGACGACCUGUUCCCGGGCCUCAAGGUCGAGCGCGCGACGUUCGCGGACGUCGAGAGCGCGCUGCGGCAGGAGGUGGACAAGAAGGGGCUGCAGCAGCACAAGGACUGGCUGAACAAGUGCAUCCAGCUGUACGAGACGUACCUCGUGCGGCACGGCAUCAUGCUCGUCGGCCCCACGGGCGGCGGCAAGACGGCCAUCUGCGAGUGCCUCGCGGGCGCGCUCACCACGCUCGGCCGCAAGCACCUGAUCUGGAAGAUGAACCCCAAGAGCAUCACCGCGCCGCAGAUGUUCGGCAUGCUGGACAACGCCACGCAGGACUGGACCGACGGGAUCUUCGCCGUGCUCUGGCGCAAGGCCGCGCGCGAGUCCAAGGCGCAUAACACGUGGAUCGUGCUCGACGGGCCCGUGGACGCCAUCUGGAUUGAGAACCUCAACACGGUGCUGGACGACAACAAGGUGCUGACGCUGGCCAACGGCGACCGCAUCCUGAUGACGCCGGAGAUGAAGGCCAUGUUCGAGCCGGAGAACCUCAACAACGCGUCCCCGGCGACGGUGUCGCGCGCGGGCAUCAUCUACGUGUCGGACACCGAGCUGGGGUGGAAGCCCGUCGUCACGUCGUGGCUGCAGCGCCGGAAGGCGGACCUGUCGCGCGGGCAGGAGUGCGAGCUGCUCGAGCCCAUGUUCGAGAAGUUCGCCGAGCCGGUCCUGGAGCAGAUGCGCAUCGGGCACAUCAAGAACGCCAUGCAGAACCAGCCGGUGUGCAUGAUCACGUCGCUGCUCGACCUCCUCCGCGCCAUCCUCGCGCCCUUCGUGUCGGACGGCGCGUUCUGCCCCGAGGACCACCUGGAGCGCCUCUUCCUGUACGCGCUGUGCUGGGCGGUGGGCGGCGUGGUGGACCUCAAGGGCCGCUCGCUGGUCGACGCCGAGCUGCGCAAGCACACGAAGAACAUGCCGGAGCUCGAGGACGAGGAGGACACCAUCUUCGAGUACAUGGUGGACCCGGAGAGCACCAACUGGGCGCACUGGAAGGGCCAGGUGCACCAGUGGCAGUACCCCAAGGGCGUGGAGAAGCCCGAGUUCGCGUCGCUCGUCAUCCCCACGCUCGACAGCGCGCGCCUCGAGCACCUCAUCCGCAUGUGCACCAGCGUGAACAAGCCCGUGCUGCUGGUGGGCGGCGCCGGCACGGCCAAGACCACGGUGAUCAACAGCUUCAUCGCGGGCCUCGACCCCGAGCACCACAGCUCGAAGAUCGUCGCGUUCUCGUACCUCACGACGCCCGGCAUCUUCCAGCGCGCCAUCGAGGCCGGCCUGGAGAAGAACCCCGGGCGCAUCUUCCGCCCGGCGGGCGGGAAGAAGCUGGCGGUGUUCAUCGACGACAUCUCGAUGCCGCGCGUGAACGAGUGGGGCGACCAGAUCACGAACGAGCUCACGCGGCAGCUCCUCGAGCAGCGCGGGUUCUACCAGCACGACAAGCCCAUCGGGGACUUCAAGACCAUCGACGACCACUGGUACUUCGCGGCGAUGAACAUCCCCGGCGGCGGCAAGAACGACGUGCCCAACCGCCUCAAGCGCCAGUUCCAGCUCGUGCACGUGCCGCUCCCGACCAAGGCCGUGAUCCACAACAUCUUUGGCACGCUGGUCGCGGGGCGCUUCGACCCGGAGUACUUCUCGCCCGAGGUGGUCGAGGAGGCCGGGAAGCUGGUGCCGAUGACGAUCGCGCUGUGGACGCAGGUGCAGGCCAAGAUGCUGCCCACGCCCGCCAAGUUCCACUACCUGUUCAACAUCCGCGAGCUCUCCAAGGUGUUCCAGGGCGUCAUCCUCGCGAGCACCGACCGCUUCUCCAAGGCGGCCAAGGGCGGCACCUUCGGCGGCGGCGUCACCACGCCCGAGGGCUACCUCAUCGGCCUGUGGAUGCACGAGUGCCGCCGCGUCUUCAUCGACAAGCUGGCCACCGCCGAGGACAAGCAGUGGACCGAGGAGCUCCUCGAGCAGCUCCUGCGCGACAACGUGUCGGAGGGCCUCGUGUCGCAGGUCGCGGACCCGCUGUUCUUCGUGGACUUUUUGCGCGAGCCCAUCGAGGACCCGGAGACGGGCGAGGUGAUCGACGAGUUCCCGUCGUACUACGAGGCGGUGGCGGGCGGCCUGGACGACAUCCGGAGCCGCGUGGAGGCCAAGCAGCAGCAGUUCAACGAGAACUCGCGCGGGUCGAAGCUGGAGCUGGUGUACUUCAACGACGCGCUGCAGCACCUGAUGCGCAUCUCGCGCCUGCUCACGAUGGACCGCGGGUCGGGCCUGCUCGUGGGCGUGGGCGGGUCGGGGAAGCAGUCGCUGUGCCGCAUGGCGUCGUACAUCAGCGGCGCGUACACGUUCCAGAUCACCAUCACCAAGACGUACAACAUGACCAACCUGUUCGAGGACCUCAAGGCGCUGUACAAGAUCGCGGGCCUCAAGGGGCAGAAGGUGUGCUUCCUGUUCACGGACAGCGAGGUCAAGGACGAGGCCUUCCUGGAGAGCAUCAACCAGAUCCUCAUGACGGGCGAGGUCGGCGGGAUGUUCCCCAAGGACGAGCAGCUGGCCAUCAUGGGCGACGUGCGCCCCGUGAUGCGCAAGGCCGCGCCGCAGAUCCUCGACACGCCGGACAACCUGUGGUCGUUCUUCAUCAACCGCGUCCGCCAGAACCUGCACGUCAUGCUGUGCUUCUCCCCCGUCGGCGAGAAGUUCAGCCGCCGCGCGCAGCAGUUCCCGGGCCUGAUCAACGGGUGCACCAUCGACUGGUUCAUGCCGUGGCCCGAAGACGCGCUCGUGGCCGUGUCGCAGAAGUUCAUUGGCGACUUCGACAUGGCCUGCGAGGACGACGUCAAGGCGCACCUGCAGCAGAUGAUGGGCCACGUGCACAUCUACGUGACCAAGGCGUGCGCCGAGUACUUCGAGCGCUUCCGCCGCCACGUGUACGUCACGCCCAAGUCGUACCUGGCCUUCAUCAACGGGUACCAGGACCUCUACUCGCGCAAGCGCAACUUCGUGCAGGGCCUCGCGGACCAGAUCAACGGCGGCCUGGCCAAGAUGAACGAGGCGAAGGAGGACGUGAACAAGCUCAAGGCCGAGCUCGUGGUCAUGAACCGCACCGUCGAGGUCAAGUCCGCCGAGGUCAAGCAGCUCCUCGCGCAGAUCUCCGAGCAGACGGCCAUCGCGGAGAAGGAGAAGCAGAAGGCGUCCUCGAUCGCCGCCGUCGCCAACGCCAAGGCCGCGGAGAUCGGCGUGCAGGAGGCCGAGGCCAACAAGGACCUCGCCGCGGCCGAGCCGGCGUUGCGCGAGGCCGAGGAGGCGGCCAAGUCGAUCAAGGAGAAGGACAUCAAGGCCGUGAUGGGCAUCCGCCCGUCGCCGCCGCCCCUGGUGAAGCGCGUGUUCGACUGCGUGCUGCUGCUCAAGCACCUCUACGUGCAGCCGCUGGCGUGGGAGACGGCCGAGGUCAAGUCGAUGGACCUGGACGGGAAGGAGGGCAAGCUGACCACGGAGGUGCCCGUGCCGACGUGGGAGGAGGCCAUCCGCCUGGACGCCGGGAAGCUGCCGUACGACAUCUCGACCUUCCUCGAGAACGGCUACAUGAACGACGAGGUCACGGAGCUGCUCUUCCCCUACACGCAGACGCCCGACUUCCACCCCGACAUCGCCAAGAAGGCGUCCGGCGCGCUCAUGGGCCUCUGCGCGUGGUCGAAGGCCAUGGUCAAGUACCACAACGUGGCCAAGGUCGUGGAGCCCAAGCGCGAGGCGCUGCGCAGUGCGCAGAUGGAGCUCAAGGCGGCGAUGAAGGAGAAGAAGGCGGCGGACGACACGCUGGCGGAGGUGCAGGCGCAGGUGGACGCGCUGCAGGCCAAGUUCGACGACGCCAUGCGCGAGAAGCAGGCGCUCGAGGACCAGGCGGCGGCGUGCAGCCGGAAGAUGGACGCGGCGGCCAACCUGCUGCACGCGCUCGCGGGCGAGGAGACGCGCUGGAACCAGCAGAGCGCGGAGUUCGACGACCAGAUCCGCCGCCUGACGGGCGACUGCGCGGUGGCGAGCGCCUUCGUGUCGUACCUGGGCCCGUUCAACAAGGAGUUCCGCGAGCUGCUGCUGCGGCGCGACUUCUACCAGGACUGCGUGGACCUGGCGGUGCCGGUGACGAAGGACCUGCGCGUGGCGCGCUUCCUGGUGGACGACUCGGAGAUCGGCGAGUGGAACCUGCAGGGGCUGCCCACGGACGAGCUGUCGAUCCAGAACGGCAUCAUGGUGACGCGCGCGGCGCGCUACCCGCUCAUGGUGGACCCGCAGGGGCAGGCGCGCUCGUGGCUGGUGCGGCGCGAGGCCGACAACCGGCUGCAGGUGACGUCGCUGAACGACAAGUGGUUCCGCAACCACCUGGAGGAGUGCCUGUCCGAGGGGCGCCCCAUGCUGAUCGAGAACGUCGAGGAGGAGCUCGACCCGCUCCUGGACCCGGUGCUGGAGCGGCGCGUGGUGAAGAAGGGCCGGUCGAUGAUCAUCCAGCUCGCGGACAAGGAGGUGGACUUCUCGCCGUCGUUCCGGCUGUACGUGACGACGCGGCUGCCGAACCCGCACUUCUCGCCCGAGCUGUCGGCCAAGGUGACGGUGGUGGACUUCACGGUGACGCUCGAGGGCCUGGAGGACCAGCUCCUGGGCAAGCUCAUCCUGCGGGAGCGCUACGAGCUGGAGGAGCAGCGGCAGCAGCUGAUGGCCGAGGCCAACUCGUACAAGCGCAAGAUCAAGCAGCUGGAGGACGACCUGCUGUUCCGCCUGUCCAACUCCCAGGGCAACCUGCUGGACGACACGGAGCUGAUCGACGUGCUGGCCAACACGAAGAAGGUGGCGCAGGACGUGACGGCCAAGCUGGCCACGGCGGAGGAGACGAACGACAAGAUCACGGAGGCGUGCGAGGAGUUCCGCCCCGUGGCGCACCGCGCGGCGCUGAUCUACUUCCUCAUCGCGCAGUUCUCGACGGUCAACGUGAUGUACCAGACCUCGCUCAAGCAGUUCGAGGAGCUGUACGACCAGUCGAUCGAGCACAGCGAGAAGGCCGCGAUGCCCAGCAAGCGCAUCCAGAACAUCAUCGACUUCAUGACGUACCACAUCUACAUCUACAUCCAGCGCGGGCUGUUCGAGCGCCACAAGCUCACCUUCGCGCUGAUGCUGACGAACAAGAUCCUCGUGUCGGCGGGCGCGGUCAAGCACCGCGACGUGGACAUCUUCAUCAAGGGCGGCGGCGCGCUCGACAUCAACGCCGUGCGCAAGAAGCCCAAGGAGUGGAUCCCGGACAGCGUGUGGCUCAACGUGGUCGCGCUCUCGGGCAUGGAGGCCUUCUCGGACAUCCAGGACCGCGUGGCGGGCAACGACAACCUGUGGAAGGCGUGGUACGACCUCGAGGCGCCCGAGGCGGAGCGCAUCCCCGUGUACGAGGACCACCUCACGCGGUUCGAGCGCAUGUGCAUCGUCAAGGCGUUCCGCGAGGACCGCACGCUGAUCGCGGCCGACGAGUACAUCAGCGACGGCCUGGGCAAGCGCUUCGUGGAGUCGGUCCCGCUCAGCAUGGAGAAGGCGUGGACGGAGAGCCACCCGCGGUGCCCGCUGAUCUGCCUGCUGUCGCGCGGCGCGGACCCGACCAAGCUGAUCGAGGACCUGGCCAAGAAGAAGAAGAAGAAGAUCCUCGGCGUGAGCAUGGGGCAGGGGCAGGAGGUGAUCGCGCGGUCGUACAUGAAGCAGGCCAAGGAGGAGGGCCACUGGGUGCUCCUGCAGAACACGCACCUCGGGCUGUCGUACCUGACCGAGGUGGAGCAGAACCUGACCAAGGACGAGCUGCACCCGGAGUUCCGCCUGUGGAUCACCGCGGAGCCGCACCCGCAGUUCCCCAUCGGGCUCCUGCAGAUCGGGAUCAAGAUCACCAACGAGGCGCCCGUGGGCAUGAAGGCCGGCCUGCGCAGCUCGUACGCGUGGGUCAACCAGGACAUGCUCGACGCGGUGCCGCGCGCCGAGUGGCGGCAGCUGCUGUUCGUCAUGUGCUUCCUGCACAGCAUCACGCAGGAGCGCCGCAAGUUCGGGUCGAUCGGGUGGAACAUCCCGUACGAGUUCAACCAGUCGGACCUGUCGGCGUGCGUGCAGUUCCUGCAGAACCACCUCAUGGAGAUGGACGCGAAGAAGGCGCAGCAGCCGACGUGGGAGACGGUCCGGUACAUGAUCAGCGUCAUCAUGUACGGCGGCCGCAUCACCGACGACUUCGACCAGCUCCUCAUGAACACCUACGCCGAGAAGUACUUCCACACGGGCGUCCUGCAGCCGGGCUACGAGCUCUUCAAGGACCCCAAGUCGGGCUUCCAGUACUUCAUCCCCGAGGGCCUCGAGGUGGAGCAGUACCGCCAGUACAUCGAGAACCUCCCCUCGCAGGACUCCCCGGAGAUCUUUGGCCUGCACACCAACGCGGACCUCACCUUCCGCAGCCUCCAGGUGCAGGACGUGGUCCGCGUCAUCAUCGACACGCAGCCCAAGUCCGGCGGCGGCUCCAGCGGCAUGUCGCGCGAGGAGCAGGUCGACCAGAUCGCCGCCGACCUGCUCUCCAAGACGCCCUCCAUGUUCGAGCCCGAGGAGGUCCGCGAGCGCCUGCGCAAGCUCCCCGGCGGGCCCACGCAGCCGCUCACGGUGCACCUGCGGCAGGAGGUGGACCGCCUCAACACGGUGCUGUCCAUCACGCGCCGCACGCUGCGCAACCUGCGCCUGGCCAUCGCGGGGACCAUCAUCCUCACGCCCGACCUCCAGGACGCGCUCUCCGCGCUGUUCAACGCGCGCAUCCCGCAGCAGUGGCUGGCCAAGUCGUGGGAGGCGGCCACGCUGGGCAACUGGUUCGGCGGGCUGGUGGCGCGGUACGAGCAGCUGUACAAGUGGCUGCACCACGGCCGCCCGCGCGCGUUCUGGCUGACGGGCUUCUUCAACCCGCAGGGCUUCCUCACGGCGAUGAAGCAGGAGGUCAACCGCAAGCACGCCAACGACAAGUGGGCGCUGGACGACGUCAUCAUGACGUCCGAGGUGACGCACCCGCCCAAGGAGUUCGAGACGCUCAAGGACGCGCCGAGCGAGGGCGUGUACGUGUGGGGCCUGUACCUGGACGGGUGCGCGUGGUCGGGCCGCGAGAACAAGCUGGUCGACUCGGAGCCCAAGAAGCUCUUCCACCCGCUGCCCAUCCUCUACGUCACGGGCUGCCUCGCGCGCGACAAGAGCAAGGAGAAGUCCUACUCGUGCCCGUGCUACCGCGUCAAGGCGCGCAAGGACAUCAACUACGUGUGCUCCUUCGACCUCAAGACGGAGGAGCCCAGCAGCAAGUGGGUCAUGCGCGGCGUCGCGCUCCUGUGCUCCAUCGACUAG
Messenger RNA from Pedinophyceae sp. YPF-701, 13581 nucleotides. Lineage: Eukaryota; Viridiplantae; Chlorophyta; Pedinophyceae. The record is from the annotation of a GenBank genome assembly.